Molecule: messenger RNA, 519 nt
Organism: Triplophysa dalaica
Lineage: Eukaryota; Metazoa; Chordata; Actinopteri; Cypriniformes; Nemacheilidae
Product: histone H2A-like
Exons: 1
Coding region: 10-396 (128 amino acids)
Cellular component (GO): nucleosome
Molecular function (GO): protein heterodimerization activity; structural constituent of chromatin; DNA binding
Source: RefSeq, a predicted model, not a curated record
UGUGCAACAAUGAGUGGAAGAGGUAAAACCGGUGGCAAAUCAAGAGCGAAGGCCAAGACUCGGUCAUCCAGAGCGGGUCUUCAGUUUCCCGUUGGCCGUGUUCACAGGCUUCUUCGCAAGGGUAACUACGCUCAUCGCGUCGGUGCCGGAGCUCCAGUGUACCUCGCCGCUGUUCUCGAGUAUCUCACCGCUGAGAUCCUGGAGUUGGCUGGAAACGCCGCUCGGGACAACAAGAAGAGUCGAAUCAUUCCCCGCCAUCUGCAGCUGGCCGUGCGUAACGACGAGGAGUUGAACAGACUUCUGGGCCGCGUGACCAUUGCUCAGGGUGGUGUGUUGCCCAACAUCCAGGCGGUUUUGCUGCCCAAGAAAACCGACAAACCCGCUAAGGCCAAGUAAACGACUUUUUCCUCCUAAUCAUUGUAAAAGGCUCUUUUAAGAGCCACCCACUCGAACAAGAAGAGAGCGAUUUUAUUCUUUAAGCGACUGAUGCAGUUUAACACAAUCUAUAAACAUUCUGUC